Grus americana (Whooping crane) is the source of this 1261-nucleotide messenger RNA. RefSeq names its product ribosomal protein L5 (gene RPL5). The record is from RefSeq and is a predicted model, not a curated record. Gene Ontology annotation, molecular function: structural constituent of ribosome; 5S rRNA binding. Gene Ontology annotation, cellular component: ribosome; cytosolic large ribosomal subunit. The coding region runs from base 16 to 1197 and encodes 393 amino acids. Gene Ontology annotation, biological process: translation; ribosomal large subunit assembly. NCBI's taxonomy places the organism in Eukaryota, Metazoa, Chordata, Aves, Gruiformes, Gruidae. The transcript has 8 exons.
AGGAAGCCCACGCCGAUGUGCCAGCACCCGCCCCGCAGCGGCCGGGCCCGUGCCCCGGCGGGGGGGAGCGGGGCCCGCACCGGGUGGAGAGGCCGCGGCAGCGCCGGACCGACGCUCCUCCAGGCCGACAGGGGGCAGCACGGCGGGCGCCGGGGACAGGCCGGCCGGCGGCGCCCCGCCUCGCCGGGCAGGUUAGGAGCUGCGGCUGCGCAGUGGGCACGGCCUUUUCCCCCCUGCUGCGGAGUGCAGUCGUUGUGCGGAGCGGGCCCCGGCCUAGGCCUAGACCGGACAGUACCUGGCACGAUGGGGUUUGUGAAAGUUGUCAAGAAUAAGGCAUACUUCAAGAGAUACCAAGUGAAAUUCAGGAGAAGGAGAGAGGGAAAAACUGAUUACUAUGCCCGCAAACGUUUGGUAAUUCAAGAUAAAAACAAGUACAACACUCCUAAGUAUAGGAUGAUUGUGCGUGUUACCAACAGAGACAUCAUUUGCCAGAUUGCCUAUGCCAGAAUUGAAGGUGACAUGAUUGUCUGUGCUGCGUAUGCCCACGAGCUGCCAAAAUACGGCGUGAAGGUUGGCCUGACCAAUUACGCAGCAGCAUACUGUACAGGUCUGCUGUUGGCACGCAGGCUUCUGAAUAAAUUUGGUCUUGAUAAGAUCUAUGAAGGCCAAGUUGAAGUGACUGGUGAUGAAUACAAUGUGGAAAGUGUGGAUGGAAAGCCUGGUGCUUUCACAUGCUACCUGGAUGCAGGUCUUGCCAGAACUACCACUGGAAACAAAGUCUUUGGUGCUCUGAAGGGUGCAGUGGAUGGUGGUCUGUCAAUCCCUCAUAGCACCAAACGUUUCCCUGGUUAUGACUCGGAAAGCAAAGAAUUCAAUGCAGAGGUUCACCGCAAGCACAUCAUGGGCCAAAAUGUUGCAGAUUAUAUGCGUUACCUGAUGGAGGAGGAUGAAGAUGCUUAUAAAAAACAGUUCUCCCAAUACAUAAAGAACAACGUAACACCUGAUGGGAUGGAAGAAAUGUAUAAAAAAGCCCAUGCUGCUAUACGGGAUAAUCCAGUCCAUGAAAAGAAACCGAAGAGAGAAGUCAAGAAAAAGAGAUGGAACUGUCCCAAGAUGUCCCUUGCCCAGAAGAAAGAUCGUGUUGCUCAGAAGAAGGCUAGCUUUCUCAGGGCCCAGGAGCGCACAGCUGAUAGUUAAGACAACUUCCACAAUUUUCUAUGAAGCUUUGGAAAAAGUGGCAAUAAAUUUAUUGAGUAAGCAA